Penicillium cinerascens is the source of this 4656-nucleotide messenger RNA. RefSeq lists its product as uncharacterized. The coding region runs from base 1 to 4656 and encodes 1551 amino acids. NCBI's taxonomy places the organism in Eukaryota, Fungi, Ascomycota, Eurotiomycetes, Eurotiales, Aspergillaceae. The transcript has a single exon. The record is from RefSeq and is a predicted model, not a curated record.
AUGUCGUCGCACCAUUAUGGAGGCUGUAGAAUGCCUUCAAAUGAUCCUUUUUCGGAUUUCUCAGAAGUGUCGCAGCCGGGGACCGCCAACCCCGGCAUCGCCUGUGCGCCUCGACUUCCACGGUCACAUAUUGCAAGACCAGUUAACUAUACGCCUCAAAGGAGCCGUGCAUCAUCAGCCUCGGCUGCGGAAGAGACUGGCUCAACACUGGCACCGGUCCCUCGACCUACCAGUCGUGCAAAUCGCCGUUUAUCGAUGCUCCCCCGCCCAAGCACUGGUGGCUCGUUGCCUUCAGUGUCCCCUGCGCCGUUAUCUCCGCAAAUACAGGCACAGCCCGUUCUAUCAUCAUUUUCUAUCUCUGAUUUAACGAGUCCGCCUGCUUUCAUGCCCGUCUACCAAGUUCCUCCCGCCAAACGACCCCGCAACGUGCUGCGCCGAAAGGCUGCGACAAUAGGGAAGAAUGCGGAGCCAAAUGAAUCACAGAAGCUUAGCCUUGUCAUCCCGCAGACUUCCCAGCCUAAUGAUAUUAGGGAACCUCGAUGGCCUACAUUCGGGGAUGCGGACUCGGCUGGCCCGUCAGCGUCUUCGUCCGGCACAAAAGAAGCGGAAACACCGACGAUUGGGCCAGCAGAAUUGGCAAGCCUUCGUACCAUCAUUGAUACUAGAAAUUUACCUCCACCUCCCACGCCCUUCUUUCCAUCUGCGAGCACCCCUUCAACUCGAUACUCGGAGUCGCCAGGGGUAUGGAGUCGUGGUUCGACACCCACCUCGCUAUCGUCAUAUUCCCCAGGAAUCACCCAGUCAAGCAAAAUUGGCCGUUUAAGACAGCCUAGUCCUUCACAGACCCGACUUCCUGUCUUCACUCCUCCGACUGCAUAUCCCAGCCCACAAAGUGCUUCCAGUGAGCUAUCAGAUGCAAAACUGUCAAAGUCAGUGAUUCCUCAAAGAUCUCACGGUCCAAGUCCAAGCCCAGGUGCGGCUGCUACUUCUAGUACUCAAAGAAGGCCCAGUACCAGGUCUAUCCCUACAAAGAUUCAAGGGCCUCCUCAUAGCCCGCCACCCAGGAAGUCAUCUGUGAACUUCAGUCCGUCAAAGAAUUCCGAUAUCGAUAUAGAUGUUGAAAAGGCUAGGAAAGAAGUGGAAGAGGCAGAGCGAGAGCUUCUUAAUUCCCAUCGAGCCCCUGCAGCCCCCUCGAUUACAGAGCCAAUUAUCACAAAGACUCCGCCGCGGCCAAGCAGAGAUGGAACGCAUCGCUUGGAAUUGGAGGCCUCUCCUGUGAUUCACAGCAAUCUGCCUUACCUCAAGUCAACGGGUCAUAAACGACGAGAGUCUGCAGAAAAGGUCCGAUCUGCAGCCAUGGUUAACCCGAUGCCAAACCCAUCUGCUGCUACUUCGGUGGAUUCUGUGGGCUCCAAUAAUCUGACUCGAAUUCCUUCACGGGAAGCUGGCUCGCCCGUAUUGGCACGCAAAUCUCCCAAGACACUGACCAAGGAGCCCCCGAAAGAGAAGACGGAUCCGAAAAGAGCCCCCACGCCAAAGCGUUUCGGUCUCUUCCCAAAGAAAUCCAAGCCAGAAUUGGACGAACCAUCCGAUGACCCGACCCGACAGACACGCAAAGGCCCUGCAGCAGGCACCGGCCAUGAAGGAUACGGGAAAUAUGGCCAGCGAGGAAGGAAGUCGAGUGCCAGCAGCAGCGGUACCCGAACCAGAUCGACCAGUACAACUCGAAGUACGCCACGAUCCGUCGCUAGCAGCAAGGGGGGAACGUUGAGCCGACCAGAUCUAGAUCUUGACGAGUUCCUCUCGAGUCGCUUGGAGCCCGUGGUGAUUAGUGGUGGAGGUCUCGACGGGGCAACACUCUCACGCACCCAAAGUGAGCUGAGUAUGAGCAGUAUCAGUGUGACCUCUUCGAACCCUCCACGUCCGACACCGCUCACGUCCUCCACCGUCCAGUCGUCCGAGUCAUUAGCAACAUCAACCGGUGCAUUCAGCGACUACAAGACCCCUAGCGAGUCAAGCUCGAGUUUGGGACUUACACAAACCAAAAUCUCGGAAAAAAAGCCUGUGGCUUCUGAGCGUCAGAAUGUUUCCAAAUCACGAAUGCCAGUUCCCAAGGGCAAGACGAGCGGGCUGUAUGCAAAUUCCGAAGCCGCUACGAGUAGCGCAUUCCUCUCGGGUCAUGGUUCAAGUUCUGCUCCUUCGCAGAACCCAAGAAGAACUUCGAAUGAAAAGCCCGAUCCUACUCCCCAGCAUAAAGAGCCCGCGAAGCAAGAAGGGCAGCUGGCCAAGAAGGGAAAACCAUCUCUAUGGCACCUGUUUCAAAAAAACCGCGGCAAUGAGCGAAGCACUGCUCCAACUCCGGCUCCGACUCCGACUCCAGUUUCUCACGCUGCCCAACUUCACGCUGCAAUCUCGCCUGUUCUGAACAAUCGUUCUGUUGCACACUAUGCGUUCGUUGAUACCGACUCCGAUGAGCUCGACGACAUACUCAACAAAAUCGAGGGUUCGCCGCCAACGGAAGAAGAAGAAGUUCUCGUUUUGCCCGCUGUGCCGGCAGGCCUGAGCAUCAAGAAAAGGCUGCCAUCCGUAUUGCUUCCAUCUCCGCCUAAAAUGCAUGCGGAAUUCGAGAAAGAUGAGCGUCCGUCGCCCCGGACCGCGAUGUUCAACGGCAACUUGAUGGACCGGGAACCUGAGAGUAGUCCUGUGGAUCGUCGUCCUAGACGUUUAGCAUCGGUGGGCCGUAUUCCUCAGGUAGUCUCGAGCCGUGAUCGUCAACACAAACCUACUAUGCAUUCAUUCUCUCGGCCUUUUAGCGUUGCUGAGUCUCCCUCACUCAUGGCUCCCCUUUGGGAAGGCUCCAACGGAUUCCCUCCAUCCACCGAGCCUGCUGGCAAGCUCUUUGCAGACGUCCCUAUCAGUCAGUCAAUGCCUUGGCAGUUUGUUUCCAGUCCAACUUUCAAGAGUCCCGAGAGAAGUGCCUUGGACUUGCUGUCUGGCCCGUACUCGGGCGAUGAAUUCAUCCAUUUCUCUCCACGCAACGGAUCUCAGUCGUCCAGCAGCUCAGGAGCCUUGGCAGCAGUCACUGCAGUGGUCCCACGUCCAAAUACCGCGCCCACUGAAGACGAGGUCUGGAACGAGUAUGAUGAUCUUAUCGACCAUGUUCUUUCGCCCGAGGAGCCAAAGCCUGAUGAGUCCAACGUCCCUGAAGAGGAAGGUAAAUUCGAGCUUGCAAACAUGGCACACAGAGCCCUGCAGGACGAGCUGAAUACCGACCCUUCUCGUCUGGGAACUUCCAAUUCCGCCGAGACUUUGAUCCGUGAUAGCAGUGACUCUGUUCGUCUUCGCCGUUCCAGGAUUGUUUCUGCCUUGCAUUCGCCCCUCGCACCCUCGACUCAGCCGUCCUAUAGUGAUCUGAUCUCCAGCUAUGGACAUUUUAGCGAGGAAAACCUGAAUAGCCCUGCCGUUACAGUGAAAGCCCCCUUGGAUUCAGUCCGUGAACAACAGUCCACAUUUCUUCAGUCUCUUGCCACGGUUCCGACUCCAACAAAGGCAAAGUCUUCUGAGAAUCGCAAGUCCGUCCCAUGCUCUGCGGAACGUGAUUGGGAUGCUGUGACCCGUACAAACAUGCGAUCCGCCUCCCUGAUGACUAGCCGCUGGCUGUCUUUCGGACGAGUUCUCUUCAGCCCAGCUCAUAAUCAUGUUAAGACUGGAUCACACGGACGAAUUCUCGUGAUCGAUGGGCUCGGUAAUGACGACUGGUCUUUCUACUGCUCUUUGACCUAUCCCGAUGCCGAGGUAUACAGCUUGAGCCGUCGACCAGUGUCUACUGCACUUCCACAUCCUGCGGCGUGGCAGCCUCCCACCAACCACCAUACCGUUUAUCACGCCGGACUGCACAACCCUCUGCCUUUCCCCAAGGACUACUUCACGGUUGCCGUUCUGCGCUUUCCUGCAGCAAGCCCGGAACAUGUCCAAAGCAACAUCAUCCAUGAAUGCAAGCGCGUCCUUCGCACUGGAGGCUACCUGGAGAUGAGCAUUCUGGAUCGCGACAUGGUAAACAUGGGUGCUCGUACACGCAAAGCCGUCCGCCGACUCAAGGAGCAGACCUACCUCGCCAACUCAAGCAUCAGCCUCAAGCCGACCAGCGACAGCGUCCAGCGCCUCAUUGGUAGUCAAGGAUUUGACAAUCUUCGCCGGUGCAUGGUCCGCAUCCCCGUGGCAGGGAUGGUUGUCCGAUCAUCCGACUCCACAAUCUCCUCAUCCAACCGGUCCCUGUCCGCAACAGGCACUACGGCCUCAACUGGCCUAUCACUCCCUACCAUCUCCGUCACCACUACUGGAAGCCAAGGAACACAAACUGGCUCCAAGUCCUCUCCCUCCGAGGACAACAUUUCCCUAGGCGACCUCCUAUCCGACCCAUCUCCAUCCCCAGCAAACGACGAGUCGAUCGCCAAGAUUGUCGCUCGCGUUGGCCGCUGGUGGUAUACGAAAUGCUACGAAGACCCCGUCCUUCCCGACACCGGCGACAACGACCCUAGCAUGUGGAACGACCGCAAAGUUCUGCGCGAGUGCCAGAAACGAGGCAGUGGGUUCCGCAUGCUGAUCGCCUAUGCGCAGAAGCCGAGUGAGGUCAAGCGACGCACCGCUAGCGUCUGA